Messenger RNA from Symbiodinium sp. CCMP2592, 2391 nucleotides. The record is from the annotation of a GenBank genome assembly. NCBI's taxonomy places the organism in Eukaryota, Dinophyceae, Suessiales, Symbiodiniaceae.
AUGUUCAACAAAUAUGGCGAAGAUCACUAUCUUGAUGAAGCGCAGCUGCUGGGGUAUCAUGUUCUACCGGGGCGGCAAUCAGUACUCAAUUACACUCGGGAUGCUUUGGCACGGCCGAUCAGAGUCUUCACGGAAAUGAUUUCGUGCGUAUCUGAAGGAUCUUUCACGCUAGACAACUCCCGUGGCAACCUCUUCCCCGAGAUUGACAACCAGAUCUGUGCGCAGUCCCAGUUCGAAAAACACAUCGGCAUGACAUGGAAACAAGCCAUUGAAGUGCUCUCGGGCAAGUGUUUUCUCAAGUCUGAACAGAUGCACCCAGCGAAGGGAAAUCAGUCAGAUGUGCACGGUGAUGUGCCGGAUGAGGGUGUCUCAUCCGAGGUCCGCCCGGCGAUGUUGCCGGAGGUUCGCAUGGAGGCCACGUUUGAGGCCCGCGCAAGAGAAAUCGGCUUCUCGGAUGCCGAAAUCGCGUUAUUCAAACAGCAAGGUUGGGACACUUUCGGGCGGUUGGCCUUCGCAAAGAAUUACACACCGGGUCAGGCCGACGACCAACCGCUCAUCGAACUCGCCGCAAUCAUCACUAACACCACUCCGCCCCCACCAAAUCGGGUGCCUUUGGUACGGAGGAUCGUGUUUGAGAGCUACACCUUCGCCUCAGCGGACCUUAAACGCCGCAUCGACAGAAAAGAUGACGACACCCCGAGAAAGCUCGCUGUGGCGGAGAGGGCAUCACGGCACCAUGAUCAGGUCCGGCGACUCCGGGGCCUCAACUUGGUUGGGGAGCUUGAAGCCAGCCAUUCGUUGAUUGACGCAGUCGUACAAAUGUACGAUGACAACCAGCUUCGUUAUCUGCGAUGGGAUCAAUGUACCAAACGAGAUCAAGAGCUGAUGGGCAUCAAGUCGGACCCUGUGUGGAAGCCCGACGCUAACGGAGCCAUCAAGGAGGUCAAAACAGCCGCCGAGUUGAAGGCAGUUCUCAUCGAUGCUUUCUUGGAGGUCCCCCCUGCGAACUAUGCAAAGGUCACGAUUGAGCAGGUGCACAAUGCGGACUUGGCUCUUUUCAAGUACAUGAUGAAGGAGACUCGCUUCGGCAUCAAACCGCUGGCGGAUGGGACCUUGCCACUUGAAAGAGCCGCCAUGGCUGCGCCAGAAGUUCGCCUAUGCCUACAACCGUGGAAGCACCGGGAGGAGCGUUUGAGACGACAGGUUCAGAACUUGCAGGGUCAGGUGAAGAACCUGCAGGCACAACGAGGGAUGCGCGAGAGAAGGUCCUCUCGUUCCCAUCUCGCGCACACGCCGAAACUGAAGCCACUGCGCUCAGAGUUCUUGCCAGAGGGCUUGGACGACUUGUCCGAAAUCGAUCAGAAGAGGGUCGGCAUUGCCAACAAAAUCUUUUGCACGAUUGCCACAUUUCUGAGCGCAUGUGCGGACAGGGGUAUUGCUAUCUCUGUUGGACAUCCCACCAAGUCGUUGUUGUGGAAAACGUGUUGGUUCAAAGAUCUGCAGCAGAAACACGGUCUGCAUUCAGUCCAUUUUCAGCAAUGUAUCUGGGGUGGCCGCAGCAACAGGUGGUAUACCAUCCGGUGCAAUUUUCAGGCCUUGAAAGCUCUUCGCGGGUCGUGCCAGGGCGGGCACAAGCAUGCACUGUGGGGUGAGCUGCGCAGUGGUUCUGAUAUUGAGUUCCCACCUCAACGAUGCCGAGCUUUUGCUGUUGCAGUUCAGCAGCAUGCCUUGGAAUUAGGAGCCCAGCAGGUGAAGACAACAGGAUCGGAGCAUGCUUCAGCUGCAAAGCAAUCAAGACGGAUGGCUCAGGCAGGCAAGCAACCCCGUGGCAACAAAUUACCUCCAGUUAUAUCGGAGUUCGAGUCCGAAAUCUGGGUUCCUUGGGAUCUUGCACGCCCUGGAAACGUGCCGCAGAAACUCACACAGUCGCAGUGCCAACAUUUCAGCAUUGAAACAACUGCUAAGCUACUGGAGUUCUGUGAAGUGGGUGAUCCUCGGUACUCCAGUUUAUUUUGCCCAGUGCAGGAUGCCAGCAGCUGCGGUGUGCAGCGCUGCGGUGUGCAGCUGCCGUUGGCUAGGCUGGGCGUGUAUCGAACGACGCAGAGGUUUGUGCAGGAAGCUUUGGAAGCAGAGCACCCCUUUGACGGCACGUCCAUGUUAGAUGAUGAUGCAUUGCGGGCAAUGUUCGUCCUUCUGACAGAAGGCCCUGAAGGAGUCCGAAAACGUAGGCAAGCUGCUUUCGAUUUCUAUGAGCAGUUGAGCCGUUCGCUGGAAGAGGCUGAGCAGCAGAUCCAUAACGCGAUGGACCCAGAUCGUGAAGAGUUGGUCCAUGACAAAAAGUUUCUGCUGUUCAAGUCGAUGUGCGAGCAUGCGGGUGACGGCCACUGUUGA